Orycteropus afer afer is the source of this 2681-nucleotide messenger RNA. It is a transcript of the gene ADGRL4, whose product is annotated as adhesion G protein-coupled receptor L4. NCBI's taxonomy places the organism in Eukaryota, Metazoa, Chordata, Mammalia, Tubulidentata, Orycteropodidae. Gene Ontology annotation, molecular function: calcium ion binding; G protein-coupled receptor activity. Gene Ontology annotation, biological process: adenylate cyclase-activating G protein-coupled receptor signaling pathway; cell surface receptor signaling pathway. The record is from RefSeq and is a predicted model, not a curated record. Gene Ontology annotation, cellular component: membrane.
AGCUCACCUCCGCCUCAAGCUACUUGGCCGCCGCCAAUGAAACUCCUCCCGCUUCUAGUGGGCUUUUCCACUUUGCUCAAUUGUACCCAUACUCAAAGUUGCACCAAGACACCUUGUCUCCCAAAUGCAAAAUGCGAAGUACAUAAUGGAGUUGAAGCCUGCUAUUGCAACAUGGGAUUUUCAGGAAAUGGUGUCACUAUUUGUAAAGAUGAUAAUGAAUGUGAAAAUUCAACCCAGCCUUGUGGUGAAAAUGCCAACUGCACUAACACAGAUGGGAGUUACUACUGUAUGUGUGUGCCUGGUUAUAGAUCCAGCAGCAACCAAGACAAGUUUAUAACUAAUGAUGGAACAAACUGCAUAGAAAACAUGAACGCAAACUGUCAUUUAGAUAAUGUUUGUCUUGCUGCAAAUAUUAACAAAACUUUAACAAAAAUUAGAUCCAUAGGAGAACCUGUCGCUUUGCUACAAGAAGUCUACAGAAAUUCUCUGGAAGAUCUUUCACCACUGGAUAUAAUUACAUACAUAGAAGUAUUAGCUGAAUCAUCCUCAUUUCUAGGUUACAUUAAUAGCACUGACCCAGCCAAGGAUACUCUUUCUAAUUCGACUCUUAAAGAAUUUGUAAAAACCAUGAAUAAUUUUAUUCAAAAGGAUACAUUUAGAGCUUGGAACAAGUUAUCUGGAAAUAGUAGGAGAACUCAUCUUACGAAACUGAUGCACACUGCUGAACAAGUAACUUUAAGUUUAUCUCAAAACUUCCAAAAGGCCACUCAAUUAGAUACUAACUCAAGUGAUGUCGCUCUCAAAGUUUUCUUUUUUGAUUCAUAUCAAAUGCAAUAUAUUCAUCCCCACAUGAACAUGGAUGGAGAUUACAUAAGGUUAUUCCCAAAGAGAAAUGCUGCAUACAAUUCAGAUGGAAAUGUUGCAGUGGCAUUUUUACAUUAUAGAAGUAUUGGUCCCUUGCUUUCAUCAUCUGACCACUUAUUGGAACUUCAGAAUUUUGAUUAUUCUGAAGAGGAAGAAAGAGUCAUCUCUUCAGUAAUAUCUGUGUCAAUUAGUUCAAAUCCACUCACAUUAUAUGAACUUGAAAAUAUUGCAUUUACAUUAAGUCAUAUAAAGAUCUCAGAUAAGCAUAGGAGUCAAUGUGCAUUUUGGAACUAUUCGUCUGACACAAUGAAUGGCAGCUGGUCUUCAAAAGGCUGUGAGCUGAUAUACUCCAAUGAGACCCACACCUCUUGCCAAUGUAAUCACCUGACACAUUUUGCAAUUUUGAUGUCAUCUGGUCCUUCUAUUGGUAUUAAAGAUUAUAAUAUUCUUACAAGGAUCACUCAACUAGGAAUAAUUAUUUCCCUGAUUUGCCUUGCCAUAUGUAUUUUUACCUUCUGGUUCUUCAGUGAAAUACAAAGCACCAGGACAACAAUUCACAAAAAUCUAUGCUGUAGCCUAUUCCUCGCUGAACUUGUCUUUCUUGUCGGAAUCAAUAUAAACACUAAUAAGCUCUUCUGUUCAAUCAUUGCUGGACUGCUCCACUACUUCUUCUUAGCAGCCUUUGCUUGGAUGUGCAUUGAGGGCAUACACCUCUAUCUCAUUGUUGUGGGUGUCAUCUACAACAAGGGAUUUUUGCACAAGAAUUUUUACAUCUUUGGCUACCUAAGCCCAGCUGUGGUAGUUGGAUUUUCAGCUGCAUUAGGAUACAGAUACUAUGGCACUACCAAAGUAUGUUGGCUUAGCACAGAAAACAACUUUAUUUGGAGUUUUAUAGGACCAGCAUGUCUAAUCAUUCUUGUUAAUCUUUUAGCUUUUGGAGUUAUCAUAUACAAGGUUUUUCGUCACACUGCAGGGUUGAAACCAGAAGUUAGCUGCUAUGAGAACAUAAGGUCUUGUGCAAGAGGAGCCCUCGCUCUCCUCUUCCUUCUAGGCACCACCUGGAUUUUUGGGGUUCUCCACGUUGUGCAUGCAUCAGUGGUGACAGCCUACCUCUUUACAGUGAGCAAUGCCUUCCAAGGAAUGUUCAUUUUCUUAUUCCUGUGUGUUCUAUCAAGAAAGAUCCAAGAAGAAUACUAUAGAUUGUUCAAAAAUGUCCCCUGUUGUUUUGGAUGUUUAAGAUAAGCACAGAGAACUAUGCAUAAUGAUAGUUACACAAAAAAGAAGACUCAAGCUGUUGAUGAUCACAUUAAUAAUGACUUGACCAAAUGUCAAAUGAUUAAUUACUAAAUAAAAAAAUAUUUUAAGCCACUUUUUCAUUUACAGUGUAGGAACUUUGUAGAUAAGAAGAGUUUAAAUUAUGUACCAUGUAGCUCCACUAUACUUUCCUUCAUGGUAUUGUUAGUUAUGUCACAAAUAGCAUUGCAGAUAUUUGGGAAGUAAUUGGUUUCUCAGGAGUGAUAUUAUUGCGCCCAAAGAAAGAUUUUAUUUCUAACUCAAAAAAUAUAUGAAUGUCCUGAAGGAAACCACUGGCUUGAUAUUUUUGCGACUCAUGUUGCCUUUGAAACUAGUCCCCUACCACCUUGGUAAUGAGCUCUGUUACAGAAAGUGAAACACAGAGAAUGAAGGCACAGAAUAUAAAACAGUGUAAAGGGAAUGGCUGUUAUAACAAUGAAAUGUAUUUUGAGUAAACUAGUUUUUUUUGUUUUUUAAACUAGAUGAAAAAUUGUGGAGAUAAAAUAAAGAAUUGAAUAAGCACA